GUCGUGCUGUGAAUUAUGGCAGCGCUUCCGGUCCCACUGCCCUCAGCAAAGAUGGCGGCAGUAGAGAAGCGGCGGCCGGCAGUAGCACCAGCGGCCAAUUUCGCGGACAGCGGCCGAACGUCGGUGUCUCAGGCGGCGGCCGCAGCCGAGAGCGAAGAGGACUUCCUCCGGCAGCUCGGCGUGACGGAGAUGCUGCGCGCGGCCCUACUGAAGGUGCUGGAGACGCGGCCCGAGGAGCCCAUCGCCUUCUUGGCGCACUACUUCGAGAACAUGGGCCUGCGCUCGCCAACCAACGGCGGCGCUGGGGAGCCCCAGGGUCAGCUCCUCCUGCAGCAGCAGCGCUUAGGCCGCGCGCUGUGGCACCUUCGCCUGGCUCACCACUCGCAGAGGACGGCCUUCAACAACAACGUGAGUGUGGCCUACGAGUGUUUGAGCGCCAGUGGUCGCAAGAAGAAGCCAGGACUGGACGGGCGCACCUACAGUGAGCUGCUGAAGCGUGUGUGCAGGGACGGCGGGGCACCCGAGGAGGUAGUGGCGCCGCUUCUGCGCAAGAUCCAGUGCCGGGACCACGAGGCUGUGCCACUGGGCAUCUUCCGGGCCGGCAUGCUGUCGUGCUUCGUGCUGCUGGAGUUCGUGGCGCGAGCCAGCGCCCUCUUUCAGCUUCUGGAGGACCCAGGCCUGGCAGUGGCCGAUAGGCGAGUGGGCCAGGCCGUACUGGACACGCUCGAGGGCGCGCUGGGCACAGGAGACCUGGCGGCAACGCCCACACACUACCUAGAGGCCGGUUCCCGCCUGGGCCCCGACAGUCUGGCACGUGCCCUGGACAGGGCAGCAACAGGACGGCGGCCCAGCGUGCCCAUGGCCCGAGAGGAGUUCCUGGAGAAGGCUGCAGCCCUCUUCAUUGCCAAGGUCAAGCCUGUGGGUUGAGCCCAGAAUGUAUGCACGCCCUGCCACCUCCCAGGGAAGGCCAGGACUGGGGACCUGCAAACUGGUGUCCCGGCAUCCUGCACAGGGCCCUCGCCCAGGGAGGGGACCAACAUCUACAGUUCAGUCCCCUCUGUUUUGGCCUGUCUUCCAUACUCACAGAAAUAAAAUCUGAAAAGACCCGG
Microtus ochrogaster (prairie vole) is the source of this 1109-nucleotide messenger RNA. RefSeq names its product tubulin polyglutamylase complex subunit 1 (gene Tpgs1). Gene Ontology annotation, molecular function: microtubule binding. Gene Ontology annotation, biological process: protein polyglutamylation. The record is from RefSeq and is a predicted model, not a curated record. Lineage: Eukaryota; Metazoa; Chordata; Mammalia; Rodentia; Cricetidae.